AGCGGAAAAUUAUACUUGCAAUACUGCAUAGAGUCAAGGACUUGUAUAAGUAACGCACACUGAAAAAAAAGUAUAAGUUCUACGCUUAUAAAUUCAAGUGACAUCGCAAUACUUGGUAUUGCGAAUAUACUUAUACCAAUUAUAAGUCUCAACGUAAUAUUUUUAAGUACUACACUUAAACUCGUUUAAGUCAUACGCUUAAACCGAGUUUUAGCGCCAACGCAAAACUCACAUCAGCACUACACUCAAAUUCUUGCACUCAUAAAUUGACAGAAUUAGAAAAGAAAGGUUAUAGAAAUGAAUAUUGCUAUAGAUUAAAGAAAUGAAAAUAAACCCAUUUAUUGAUAAUACUUUAUGAUAGAAUGAUAAAUUCCACUCGGUUGAUUUAUUUUUCAAACACGGGGAAAAAAGAUGCAAAAUACGCGCUGAGUCUUACGCGGGAACUUUUUUUACCAUAUGCUCGGAUAGUACCCUGUAAUUCAAAAUAAAAUCUAAAUUUUUUUUUCCCAAAAAUUGAAAAUGUAAUUAUAUAAAUUCAUUAUUUAAAUUUAGACUGUACAUAUAAUUAUUUUUGAACGGAUUAAUCCAUUUAUUUAAUUAAUGUAAAUAAAAAAUAAAAUACUUUUGACUCAAGUAUUUUUAAUAAUGUAGAUCUGGCAACCUCGCUUCGAACAGCUGUUCACGUUGAUCUAGGUGUCAAGUGUUAAGUUGAAUUUUAUUUAUUUCGAAAAGUUUAUAAAGCUUAUAAUAUCGACGUUUGUUUUUAAUUCAUUGUUUUUAUAUUAAUUUAAAAAAUUUAUAACAAAUUCAAAAAUAAGUGAUAAAAAUUAUUUUUACUGAUUCAAAAUUAUUUUACUCCUGCUUAUUAUGUGUAAUAUUUUGUAUUAAAAUGUUAAAAAUUAUUUGUUUACUUUUUUCAGAUUACCAAUUAUACAGAUAUGGAGUUUAGAUUUCUAAUCUUUAUGUUUAUCACUAAUUUUAUUGCGGGCGUCAUUGCAACGGACUAUGAAUUAAAAUUUGUGACAGUCGUAUUCCGUCAUGGAGAUCGGACACCAGAAACAGACGAAUCUUACCCAAAUGAUCCAUAUGCACACGAUGAUUUUUAUCCUCUUGGCCGUGGACAAUUGUCACUUGCUGGUAAACAGCAGGAAUAUCAAUUAGGCCAAGUGCUGCGUGAUCUUUACGAUGAUUUUUUGGGUGAUAUUUAUAUUCCAAAAGAUAUAGUAGCACGUAGUACAAAUCUUGAUAGAACGAGAAUGUCUUUGCAAUUUGUUGUCUCUGCUAUGUACCCUCCGAAAAGCCCACAAGCUUGGAAUGACAUUUCAAUUUGGCAGAUGAUUCUCACACCCAAUGUUCUGGACGCCGAUGAUGCUCCUUUGAGAUUCGACUCAUGUCGAAAAUUUAAAGAAGAAUUUGAAAAAGUAGCAAAGUCACCUGAAGUACAAAAAGAAAUCGAUCGAUUUCGGCCUCUUAUGAAAAAUCUCACUGUGGCGACUGGGAAAGAGAUAUCGACAACCAGAGAUUUGUUUCUUCUGUCCAACGGAUUGAUAGCUUUGACCGCAACAGAUCGCCCAGUUCCGAAAUGGUCUGAAGGAAUUUUUCCCGAGGGUCUGCUUCGCGAUGCUUCAAACCUUGAGUAUAAACUACUAUUUUAUAAUGAUAAUCUUAAGAGAUUGUCCAGUGGAAUGAUCAUUAGAAACAUCACGGAUACAAUAAAUUAUAUAGUCAAUGGAAAACUUCUCAACCAUCAAAAAAUGAAUAUUUUCAGUGCUCACGACAGACAUGUUGCGUCUCUUCUUGCUGUUCUCAGCGACUACAAUCCACACGUCCCGAAAUUUUCCAGCAGUGUCAUGGUUGAGUUACUUCAGAAAAAUGAAAACUAUUACGUUAAGGCGCGCCAUUAUCAGGGAAUCCCACCGACUGUCAUUGAUUUAAAAAUACCGGGAUGUGAUAUUGUGUGUCCGUCUAAUGAGUUUAUGACAUUAAUGAAAAAUUUCAUACCUUCUGAUGAAGAAGUAAAGUGUAAUAAAAAAUAACUACCAAUAUAACUUUAAGAUUAUAAUAAAUAAUAAAA
Molecule: messenger RNA, 2074 nt
Organism: Microplitis mediator
Lineage: Eukaryota; Metazoa; Arthropoda; Insecta; Hymenoptera; Braconidae
Product: venom acid phosphatase Acph-1-like
Exons: 7
Coding region: 939-2036 (365 amino acids)
Biological process (GO): dephosphorylation
Molecular function (GO): phosphatase activity
Source: RefSeq, a predicted model, not a curated record